Molecule: messenger RNA, 2079 nt
Organism: Cornus florida
Lineage: Eukaryota; Viridiplantae; Streptophyta; Magnoliopsida; Cornales; Cornaceae
Product: RAN GTPase-activating protein 1
Exons: 2
Coding region: 153-1760 (535 amino acids)
Molecular function (GO): protein binding; GTPase activator activity
Source: RefSeq, a predicted model, not a curated record
UUGAGUUCGCCAUUUCCCUCCAAUUUUCCCAAACUCUCUCAUAAAAAGCCCUAAAAAUUCUUAUCUGCAGCCCUUUUUGAUGAUUUGUUGAUUACACUCAACACAGGCGAUAAAACAAAGAAAGAUUCAUACCGUAAAAAGGUUACUUUGACAUGGAUUCCUCGAGGGUAACCCGCAAGAUGUCGAUUAAACUAUGGCCACCUAGUCAGAGUACACGGCUAAUGCUUGUGGAACGAAUGACCAAGAAUUUUAUCACUCCAUCCAUUUUCUCCAGAAGGUAUGGUCUUCUUUCUAGAGAAGAGGCUGAGGAGGAUGCCAAGGAAAUAGAAGGCGUGGCUUUUGCCACUGCAAACCAACACUUUGAGAAGGAGCCGGAUGGUGAUGGAAGUUCUGCAGUUCAACUUUAUGCUAAAGAAUCCAGUAAGCUUAUGCUGGAAGUUCUUAAAAGAGGCUCUAGAAGAAAGGAAACUGGAGAGGAGACAAAAGUUGAAGCUUCUUACGAGACUACUUUUGAUAUAUCUGGAGGUCGCCGCGCAUUUAUUGAUGCGGAGGAGGCUGAGGAGCUGCUAAAACCCCUGAGCACUCCAGGAAACAAGUAUACUAAGAUAUGUUUCAGCAAUAGAAGUUUUGGCUUGGAUGCAGCCCAUGUUGCUGAGCCCAUCUUGUCAUCUAUCAAGGAUCAACUGAGAGAAGUAGACCUAUCAGAUUUUAUUGCAGGAAGGCCGGAGACUGAAGCUCUUGAAGUUAUGAAUAUAAUUUCGUCAGCCCUGGAAGGUUGUGAACUGAGGUAUCUGAACCUUUCAAACAAUGCCUUGGGUGAAAAGGGUGUGAGGGCAUUUGAGGGGCUCCUAAAAUCACAGAGUAAUUUAGAGGAGCUCUAUUUGAUGAAUGAUGGUAUCUCGGAAGAAGCCGCACGAGCACUGUGUGAGCUUAUUCCGUCAUCCAAGAAACUUAAGAUCCUUCAGUUUCAUAAUAAUAUGACAGGAGAUGAAGGGGCAAUUGCUAUAUCUGAAAUUGUGAAACAAUCUCCUGUGCUGGAGGAUUUCCGGUGUUCUUCUACAAGGGUAGACUCUGAGGGGGGAGUUGCCCUGGCUGAAGCACUUGGGACGUGUACCAAUUUAAAGAAGCUUGAUUUGCGUGACAACAUGUUUGGUGUGGAGGCUGGUGUUGCUUUAACUAAAGCUCUAUCUGAAUUUGCAAAUCUUACUGAAAUCUACUUGAGUUAUUUGAAUUUGGAGGAUGAAGGGUCUAAAGCUCUGACUGAAGCUCUUCUGAAGUCUGCUCCUUCUCUUGAAGUUUUGGAGAUGGCUGGGAAUGACAUCACUGUGGAAGCUGCUCCUGCUUUGGCAUCCUGUAUAGCUGCAAAACAAACUCUCACCAAGCUAAACUUGUCCGAAAAUGAACUCAAAGAUGAGGGUACUAUCGUGAUUGCGAAGGCAUUGGAAGAGGGUCAUGACCAGUUAAUUGAAGUCGAUCUGAGCACCAAUUCAAUAAGAAGGGCUGGAGCCAGGAUCUUGGCACAGGCUGUAGUAUGCAAACCUGGGUUUAAGUUGCUGAACAUCAACUCUAAUUUCAUAUCUGACGAAGGGGUUGAUGAGCUGAAGGAUAUAUUUAAAAAUUCUCCUGAUGUACUUGGGCCUUUGGAUGAGAAUGAUCCUGAAGGAGUCGACUAUGAUGAAGAGGCCGAAGAAGAUGGUGCUGAUAAUGAGGAUGAAUUGGGAUCCAAACUUCAGGAUCUCAAUAUUAAGCACGAUGAAUAGAGUUACCGUGUGACAGGUAUGCUGCCUUGGCAUAACCUACCUCGAUAGUCAUCGUAACGGUUCUCACUAUUAAUUAUGGAAGACUGAAUUAAUGUGUAAGCUAGUUCAGCUGCAUCCAGAAUAGUAUAAUAGAUCCAUCAAUUAGUAGGGUUAAUCUCAUAACAUUUGUGUCUGCUUUUCCCUGAGACGUUAGAACGUCUCAGGUUUUGUAUUUUUCUGCUCUGUUGUACUUGGAGCACUGGAUUCAACUCUAGACGUUGCUCAGCUAUGUUGUACUAUUUUUAUUUCCUAGUUUAAUUGCUUGUGGUUUGUUGUCUUA